Molecule: messenger RNA, 2021 nt
Organism: Haliotis rufescens (red abalone)
Lineage: Eukaryota; Metazoa; Mollusca; Gastropoda; Lepetellida; Haliotidae
Product: membrane-bound transcription factor site-2 protease-like
Exons: 10
Coding region: 285-1766 (493 amino acids)
Biological process (GO): regulation of response to endoplasmic reticulum stress; membrane protein intracellular domain proteolysis
Cellular component (GO): cytoplasm; membrane
Molecular function (GO): metalloendopeptidase activity
Source: RefSeq, a predicted model, not a curated record
UGACCUAGAUUAUGCACGCACACCUGAUAGAAAGCGGCUCACAUGAAAGAACCAUUUCCUGAUUGAGUAAUGAAUUAACGGUUAAAUAACCGUUAUAUCUCUCCUGCGACAAUGUUGUCAUGAAUUUGACAACGAUGUCAUCUCGUUUCAAGCCGUACAUGAUGCAAUAACGCUGUCACGUUGUAUAUGUGGUGCCGUGAAGGAUGAUUCAUGUUUAUUUCAAGACAAAAUAUUGAUCAAAAACCACAUGUUGCACUGUGAUCCAAAUUUGUCUUAUCACAACAAUGUUACAGUCAACAUGGAUAGCUCUUGUGCUUGGGUUCUGGUCAUCGUUGUACCUCUUGGAUGCAUUUCUUAAGACAAAGAAGUCCACUAGCCGAUCAUAUCGUCAAGCGUUGGACAGCAGUGGUCUGACAUUAUCUAUUUGUCAACUGAGAUGGUAUACAAACUCCUUGAACCGCCUGUUCCUCCGCGUGGGGCAGUGGAAUCCGCCUCUGCUGCGUCUGUGGUUCACCGUGGGCGUGUUCUUCAGUCUAGUGGCAAUGCUCAUCUCCAUCUUCGUCUUGACGUUGCUUGUCCUCAACACCCUCCGCAGACAGCCCGUGGAGCACCAGGUCCUCACGCCAGUGAUGCCAGGUGUGAAUCUGCCGACCAGUCAGAUCUGGUAUUAUCUGCUCACACUGCUGGUGUGUGGCAUCCUGCAUGAGUUCGGACAUGCUGUCGCCGCAGUCAGAGAACAAGUGAGAGUAAAUGGGUUCGGCGUCUUCCUGUUUCUGAUGUACCCAGGCGCGUAUGUUGACCUCUCCACAGAACACCUCCAGGUUAUCUCCCCUUUACGACAGCUGCGUGUCUACUGUGCCGGCGUCUGGCACAACUUCAUCAUCGUCAUCGUAGCUCUGUUUGUGCUGAUGCUCAUGCCCCACACACUGAUGCCAUUCUACACCCUCGGCAAGGCGGUGGCCGUCACUAGUGUCAUUCCGAAUUCAGCAGUAUCUGGACCCCGAGGUCUCCUGCCGGGCGAGCCAGUCACACGCAUCAGUGACUGCAUGGUGACUGACCUUGACACUUGGCAUGACUGUAUCGUGGCCAGCAUGAAGCAACAGUCUCUCGGACACUGCAUGCCUGUGCAGCUUAUUCGGGAUCUGGAUACUUCACCUAAAAAUUACAGCCACACACCUGACUCGCUUGACUGCUGCAACGAGACAAGCAGUACACAUCUAUGUUUUUUAUAUCACACCAAGUCCAGGGCUGACACAUUGAUUGAAGCUGAAGUGAAGUAUGCCUGCCUCCCGGCUCGGACAACGACUGACCGACCCAUCUGUCGACUGCAGAGCGACUGCUACACGCCCAAAGUGGAGAUGGCCUGUGUAUAUCCCGCUGUCGACAAUGAAACAAAACUUUUACGGAUAUAUCAUGGUCGGAGACCACCAUUAUUGUUUCUAGGGCAUCCUGUAGAUUUAUUUUAUUCAGUAUCUGUGAGCAAUUACGUUCCAAACAGUUCCAUCAUACCACUAAAUCUUCCAUAUGUCAUAGAAACGUUUUGCAAAUAUUUGAUGUCUCUAUCAGGGGCGCUGGUGAUCCUGAACGUGGUGCCCUGCUACGCUCUGGACGGACAGUGGAUAUGUAAGGCGUUCAUAGAACUCAGCCUUCGGUCGACCAUCCCCGACAGCGAUAUACGGAGUUUAAUAUACAGCCUGUGUAUACUGUAUGGAACACUGCUGCUGCUGCUCAAUGUUGUCGUGGCGAUGUGGACGCUGUUCUUGUAGCAUCAGUGCGGGAUACAGUGACGUGUCCCUAGUGCCUUGAACGCUGCCUUGGAUACACCUCCAUCUCAUCUCAACAUCACCUGAACACCAUCUCCACACCACAUUGUAAUCAACAUUGCAUCAUCUUAACAUCAGCUCAACAUCACCUCUACACUGGGGGCACGGGUGGCCCAGUCGUCUAAGGCGCCGCGAUUCGCUGUGCAGAGUUGCGUCCCUUGGGCACGCCAGAAACCUAUGAUUGUGGGUUCGAAUUCC